Neoarthrinium moseri is the source of this 1362-nucleotide messenger RNA. RefSeq lists its product as uncharacterized. The record is from RefSeq and is a predicted model, not a curated record. Bases 1 to 1362 code for a protein of 453 amino acids. The transcript has 6 exons. Gene Ontology annotation, molecular function: chitin binding. NCBI's taxonomy places the organism in Eukaryota, Fungi, Ascomycota, Sordariomycetes, Amphisphaeriales, Apiosporaceae.
AUGAAGUCAUCUGUCUUCUGCUGGCUUUUGCCAGCCCUGGCAGCUUCCCAGACAACUACCACGUCCUCCCUUCCGGCAUGGGCCACGGGAGUAGAGACGGAAGAUGGUACUUGUGGCGGGACGACUGGCUGGGUGUGUACUCCCACCUGGGGUGCAUGUUGCUCCAAAGACGGACUCUGUGGUCGUUCCGCAGCCUUUUGUGGCGAGGGCUGCCAACCUCUAGCGGGAAACUGCAACGCACCUCCAGCCCCUAAACCUGGCCCUGGUAGCCCAUCACCAGAUGGCUCCUGUGGCGGUACAAAUCAGUUUAAUUGCACUGGUGCUACUUACGGUGCCUGUUGCUCGUCAAGUGGUUAUUGUGGCGACACAACCGGCCACUGUGGUGCGGGGUGUCAGACGUUGUUCGGCACCUGUGCAACGGUAGACGACUCCAUCAGCACUGACGGACAGUGCGGAAGCAACGGCAAGACUUGUGAAGGGUCGGCAUUUGGCGACUGCUGUUCUUCUGGCGGUUGGUGUGGCGGCUCAGAGACGCACUGCGGAGCUGGUUGCCAAGAGGCUUUUGGUAAUUGCACCAGCAACGGAAACAACCCGCCCUCCGGAGACAUCUCUAUUGAUGGCAACUGUGGAUCCAAUGGCAAGACGUGUCAAGGAUCGGCGUUCGGCGACUGCUGUUCGUCCAGUGGCUUCUGUGGAGGUUCAGACGCCUUUUGCGGUGCUGGUUGUCAGACUGGCUUCGGAGUCUGUUCAGCUGCAGCAAAUGUUACAACAGAUGGCGCAUGCGGCAAGAACGGCAAGACACCCACUGUGGAGCCGGUUGUCAAUCGUCCUUUGGCGAAUGCUCUGCUCCAAGCAACAUCUCUACCGAUGGGGCCUGCGGCAAGAAUGGGAAGAUCUGUAAGGGUUCAACUUUUGGUGACUGCUGCUCAGCAAAUGGCUUUUGCGGCAAAACCAGCGACCAUUGUGCCGCAGGCUGUCAAGCAUCGUUCGGGUCAUGCGACACUGGCAGUAGCAACAUUUCAACUGAUGGAUCAUGUGGAAAGAACGGCAAGACCUGUAAAGGUUCAACUUUCGGAGAUUGUUGUUCGUCAGAUGGGUUUUGUGGCUCAACCACCACGCAUUGCAAGGCCGGAUGCCAAACGGCUUUCGAAUGGCAAGACCUGCAAAGGUUCAUCGUAUGGGGACUGCUGUUCUGCCAAUGGGUACUGCGGUAAAACCGCCGAUCAUUGCGGCGCUGGUUGCAAUACGGCCUUUGGCACCUGCAACAGCGGAUCCAGCGGCAUCUCCACGGACGGUCUGUGUGGAAUACUGGAACUCAUUGCGGUCAAGGAUGCCAAAAAGGUUCCUCAAGCGCUUGUUUGA